Molecule: messenger RNA, 391 nt
Organism: Linum tenue
Lineage: Eukaryota; Viridiplantae; Streptophyta; Magnoliopsida; Malpighiales; Linaceae
Source: the annotation of a GenBank genome assembly
GUUGUUCUUGUCCCCCCACCUACGGAGAAAACAGAAAAUCAUAAAACGGAGCCUACAUCUUGGCAAUGUUCAUAUUUGGCGGCACGACAGUAUGGGAUCGGAGAACCAUCUCGAGUUAACUGCACUGCAGGCUGGUUUUUCUCCAAAGACAAUCAAGCUUUGGCUUCCUCCGGAGAAGAUUUACUGGUUCCUUCUUCCACCUUGGCUUCUGGUUUCUCGACUUCAUCUUCUUCAUCAUCAUCGUCGUCGUCAUCUGCUCUCCUUCUGGCAUGUUGAAAUCUCCCAUAUCCGGCAUCCCACCCAUGCCUGGCAUUCCUCCCAUGCCCGGCAUCCCACCCAUGCCCGGCAUUCCUCCCAUGCCACCCAUGCCCGGCAUGCCUCCUCCCAUGCC